Messenger RNA from Paramecium octaurelia, 1584 nucleotides. NCBI's taxonomy places the organism in Eukaryota, Ciliophora, Oligohymenophorea, Peniculida, Parameciidae. The record is from the annotation of a GenBank genome assembly.
AAAAGAUACAAUGAAUAAAGAUGGAAAGUCAGAAAGCUAACUAUUAAAAGAAAAGGCCAAUGCAUAUUACUGGAAAGGUAUGUUAUUCGAUAUACCUUAGGGAACUCUUUAUAAAAAUUUGGAAGAUUUGAAGAAGCAUUAGAGGCCUAUGAAGAAGCAAUAAACAUAGAACCUAAAAAUGUUGAUGCAAUUAAUGGCAAAGGUGUAGAUCUCUAUUUAUCAAUAGGAUUUGUUUUAGAUAUUUUGGGUUUACAUGAGUAAGCUAUUGAGGAGUUCACAAAAGCUCUUAAAAUUGAUCCAAAAUUUAUUCUUGCAUAUAACAAUAGAGGUGAGAAUUAUGUAUAUUAUAUAGGAUUGGCAUAUGAUAAGUUGUCUAAUUAUGAUAAGGCCAUUGAGGAGUACACAAAAGCAGUAACUAUUGAUAAAUAAUACUACAUAUCAUAUUACAAUCGAGGUGCAUAUUCAUGAUUAUGAAAUAGCUAUUGCCUAUUAUAAGUAAGAAAAUUAUGAUAAGGCUGUUUAAGAUUUCUCAACUGUGAUUAAGAUUAAUCCAGAAUAUGCUAUGGCAUAUUAACACAGAGGUAAUUCUAACAAUAUCAUAAUAAGGUGAGAUUUAUCAAUUGUAGAAUAAAAAGGAGGAUGCUUUGUCAGAUUUCAUGCAAGCAAUGAAGCUUGACCCAAGUGUAACCCUUCCACUUCCACAACUCGGUUGAAAAUAUUAUUCUUAUUCAUUAGAAGCAAUCUCUGAAAAGAGCCCAUAUGAGACACCAUGCCAACACUUCACCUUAGCCAUAAUGCACUUACCAAACAAUAUUAGGGCUUAUAACAACAGGGGUAAAAUUGAUAUCUUAUCAAUAGGAUUUGCGUUAUUUGAAAUGAAUAAACCACUUGAAGCUUUAGAAAAUUAUAAUAAGGCAAUAGAGAUAAACCCAUCAUAAGCGAUUUUAUACUACAAUAGAGGUGAGAAUUCAGAUAAUAUAAUAAGGAAAUAUUUUUUAUUUUUUGAAUCAGUUUGAUAAGGCUAUCUAGGAUUACUCAAAGACUAUUUUAAUUGACCCAAAUUAUGCAAAGGCAUACAAAAAUAGAGGUUUUUUAUUAGAAAUUAAUAGCAAGGAAUUAUUUAUAAAUUGUAAGAAAAAUUUGAUGAAGCUUAAAAAGAUUAAGAAACUGCAUUGAGUCUUGACCCAUCAAUAAAAUCAGCAAGUGAAUAUAAAGAAUUAAUAAUUAGAAAAUUUUAUAUUUAGCUUGUGCCUUUUUGAUUUGCCACAAAACCCCAAUUGUUAAUAUUAAAUUUAUGUCAUUAGUACAAAAUAUUUAGAAAGCUGUUGAGUCUUUCACAGGUGCAAUUUAACUAUCUCCAAAAAUGGUAGAAGCAUAUUAAUAAAGAGGUGAAUAUUAAUAACUUAUCAUUAGGAAAAGCAUAUUUCAUACUGAAAUAAUAUAAGGAAUCACUUCAAGAUUUUUCUCAAGUGCUCUUACUAGACCCAAACAACAAAGAAAUAAAUUUUUAUAUAGGUGAUGAUUUACAUCUUAUAGUUAGGAUGUGUUCUUAUUUAUUAACUAGCAUUUUAUUCUGCCUCCUGA